GGUGACCUGGGGGUGACGGGGCGGGCCCGAGAGGAGGAGUCUGCAACGCCGGGCUGCUGGUUACGCCGCUCCGUGGGUCCAGAUCCUGUGACGGCCAAGAUGGCGCUGGCCGCCGCCAGUCGCGUUCUGCUGCACGCGGGAUCCCGCCUCGGGCGCAGGGAGGCCGUGGACGGCGCGCGGCGCUUCGCCAACAAGCGGGUGGUGGUGGAGCCGGAGGCGGCGGCAGGAGUUGCAGUGAUGAAGUUCAAGAACCCUCCAGUGAACUCCCUCAGCUUGGAGUUCCUGACAGAGUUUGUCAUCAGCCUGGAGAAGCUAGAGAAUGACAAGAGCUUCCGGGGUGUCAUCCUCACUUCGGAGCGGCCGGGUAUUUUCUCAGCUGGCCUGGACUUGAUGGAGAUGUAUGGCCGGAACCCAGCCCACUACGCCGAGUACUGGAAGGCCGUGCAGGAGCUGUGGCUGAGGCUCUACCUGUCCAACCUGAUCUUAGUGGCUGCCAUCAAUGGUGCCUCUCCGGCUGGAGGCUGCCUCGUGGCUCUUACCUGUGACUACCGGAUUAUGGCUGACAACCCCAAGUAUGCCAUAGGACUGAAUGAGACCCUGCUGGGCAUUGUUGCCCCCUUCUGGUUUAAAGACAACUUUGUGAACACCGUCGGGCACCGAGCAGCAGAGCGUGCCCUUCAGCUGGGGACGCUCUUCCCACCAGCAGAGGCCCUCAAGGUGGGGGUGGUGGACGAGGUGGUGCCUGAGGACCAGGUACACAGCAAGGCUCGCGCAGUGAUGGCCCAGUGGUUGGCCAUUCCAGACCACUCUCGGCAAUUGACCAAGAGCAUGAUGAGAAAGGCCAUGGCAGACAACCUGAUCAAGCAGCGGGAGGCUGACAUCCAGAAUUUCGUCAGCUUCAUCUCCCGAGACUCUAUCCAGAAGUCCCUGAGCAUGUACCUGGAAAAGCUGAAGCAGAAGAAGAGCUAAAGCAAGGCUCUCCCACAGUGUGUGGUCACAUGUGCCUUCUGGGGACCCACUGGUCCCAAGGAUUAGAAACAAGGUAUUUUUUUAACUUA
Peromyscus maniculatus bairdii (prairie deer mouse) is the source of this 1058-nucleotide messenger RNA. It is a transcript of the gene Eci1, whose product is annotated as enoyl-CoA delta isomerase 1. NCBI's taxonomy places the organism in Eukaryota, Metazoa, Chordata, Mammalia, Rodentia, Cricetidae. Gene Ontology annotation, molecular function: delta(3)-delta(2)-enoyl-CoA isomerase activity. Gene Ontology annotation, cellular component: mitochondrion. Gene Ontology annotation, biological process: fatty acid beta-oxidation. The record is from RefSeq and is a predicted model, not a curated record.